GCAAACAAAAACGCGCUUCUGGUUUCUGACCAAUCUCACAUUUUCUCUCUACACCUUCUUCUGCCUCCCACUUUACACUUCUAAUUUGUCUUUCGUGCCAACUCUGCUAGAUUUUUGUGAUCUUUCCACUACUUGAAUCCAGAAGCCAAAGGGUCAUGUUUACAUGUCUUGACCUUUAUGAAACCAAUGAUAAAAUCCUAGCUCCUCUGUUCUGUGUUGUAGGGGUGUCAUUUGUCCCAGAAUUCAAUGAGAAUCCCAUUGCUCCCAAUCCUUCCAUGGUUUUUCUUGAUACACUUUUGCUAUCUUUCACUGUUCCAUACAAUUCCGGUUUCUGGCCAGUGUGCCAGCAACCAGCAGCAAUCUUUGUUGCUCCAAUUGAAGAACAGCCUCAAUUUCACCCCUGAAUUAUCCACAAAACUUGUGAAGUGGGAUAAUGCUUCAGAUUACUGUUCUUGGGCAGGUGUAUCCUGCAAGCAGGGUUGUGUUAGCCAUCUUGACUUGAGCAACGAAUCGAUUUUGGGCGGACUUGAUGACUCGAGUGCUCUUUUCAGUCUGCAGUUCAUUGAGCACCUAAAUUUGGCGUAUAAUAACUUCAAUUAUACUCAAAUUCCAUCCCAGUUCAACAAGCUAGCCAGUUUGACUUAUUUGAAUCUCUCAAAUGCUGGCUUUGCGGGGCAGAUUCCCAUUGAGAUGUCUCAGUUGACAAGGUUGGUGUUUCUUGAUCUAUCUACCUUUUACUUUCCCGGAACUCCUGCACUGCAACUUGAGCAUCAAGAUUUGAAGUUACUUAUUGGAAACCUUUCGGAGAUAACCGAACUUCAUCUUGAUGGUGUGACCAUAUCAGCACAGGGAGCUCAAUGGGGUCAAGCAAUAUCAUCUUCACUGCCAAAACUGAGGGUGUUGAGCUUGUCCUCUUGUAAUAUUUCAGGGCCAAUUGAUUCAUCCUUGCUGAAGCUUCAAUCACUCUCAGAAAUUCGUAUCGAGAAAAACAAUUUGUCUACUACAGUUCCAGAGUUCUUGUCAAAUUUUCCAAAUUUGACUUCCUUACGGCUCAUGACCGCAGGGCUACAAGGUUCAUUCCCCGAGCAGAUCAUGAAGGUACCUACACUGCAAAUUAUCGACUUAAUUGGAAAUGAAGAACUACAAGGAUCGUUGCCAGAGUUUCCAGAUGGUGGAGCUCUUCGGUCCCUGUUUCUAGCCAGGACAAGGUUUUUAGGGUCAUUGCCUGAAUCAAUUGGGAACCUCAAGAUGUUGUCCAGAGUAGAUCUUUCCAAUUGCAAUUUCACUGGACCAAUCCCAAAGUCAAUGGCAAGCCUUAAGGAACUGGUUUAUGUUGACAUGUCAAAGAACAAGCUCAAUGGUUCAGUUCCAGUGUUGAGUAUGGCCAAGAAUCUGACCGACAUAAAUCUUUCUUACAAUGAGCUAACAGGUCAGAUUAACUCUACUCACUGGAAAAGUCUCACUAAGCUGGUCAAUCUCAACUUAGGAAACAAUAAAUUGAAUGGCAGUGUUCCAUCGUCUCUAUUCUAUCUUCCCUCGCUGAAGCAACUACUUCUCUCCAACAAUCAGCUCUCCGGUCAGUUGCUUGAAUUUGCCAACAUAUCUUCUAGUUCUCUUGACACACUUGAUUUGAGUAGCAACAACUUGGAAGGGCCGGUACCCAGGUCUAUCUUUCUUCUUCAACAGCUGAAAAUUCUCUCACUUUCUUCAAACAAUUUCGGCGGUUCCUUCCCUCUUAACAGUGUUCAACAGCUCAAAAAUCUUUCCACCCUUGAUCUUUCAUACAAUAGUUUGUUGAUUAGUUACAAUAAUACAGAUUCCUUCAGGUCCUCCUUUCCUAAUAUUACCACAUUAAAAUUGGCAUCUGGAGAGUUGAGAACAUUUCCUAAUUUCUUGAGAGAUCAGUCCAGAUUACGCUAUUUGGACCUUUCACAGAACCAGAUUCAUGGAGAGAUACCCAACUGGAUUUGGAAGCUUAAUAGUAUUUCUCAAUUGAAUCUUUCUUGUAAUUCCUUGGUAAGUUUCGAAGGCCCUUUUCUCAAUCUCACUUCUAAUUUGUCUGUGCUUGACCUUCAUUCCAACCAGCUUCAGGGUCACAUUCCAAUAUUUCCACCACUUGCCACUUAUCUGGAUUACUCGAGAAAUAAUUUCAGCUCUACCAUGCCGGAUGAUAUUGGUGGUUUCCUCAAUUACACCAUUUUCUUGUCUCUUUCAAGCAACAACCUAGAUGGAAGCAUUCCGGCAUCCAUAUGCAAAGCGGCGUAUCUUCAGGUUCUUGAUCUGUCCAAUAAUUCUUUCAGUGGCUUCAUUCCCCCGUGCUUGAUUGCAAUGACUGAAAUUGUAGUACUCAAUUUGAGGAGAAACGAACUUGCGGGCAGUAUUCCUGAUGGAUUUCCUGGCCAUUGUAGUCUGAAAACUCUAGACAUCAAUGGAAAUCAUCUCAAAGGCCAGUUUCCAAAAUCUCUAGCAAAUUGCACAGUGUUGGAAGUUUUGAACAUUGGAAGCAAUCAGAUAAUGGACACAUUUCCUUGCUUGUUGAAGAGCAUAUCCACCCUGCGUGUCCUUGUUUUGCGAUCAAACAGGUUUUAUGGACAGAUUGGAUGUCCCAACACCACUGGCACCUGGAAAAUGCUUCAAAUUGUUGACAUAGCACACAACAAUUUUAGCGGUGAAAUACCAGGAAGAUGCUUGACCACAUGGAAAGCAAUGAUGGGCGACGAAGAUGAUGCCCAAUCAAAGAUCAAUCACCUGCAAUUUCGAGUCCUACAAUUCAGUGACUUAAAUUAUCAGGAUGCAAUAACAGUUACCACCAAAGGAAUAGAAAUGGAGUUGGUAAAGAUUCUAACCGUUUUCACGUCCAUAGACAUCUCGUGCAACAAUUUCAAUGGAUGGAUACCGGCACAAGUGGGACAACUGAAGGCACUCUAUGCCCUAAACUUGUCCAACAAUGCUCUCACAGGCCCUAUCCCUCCAUCAUUGGGAAAUCUAACUCAACUCGAGUCCUUGGACCUUUCGAACAACAGCCUGAGCGGGACAAUUCCACCAGAGCUCACAGUACUCACUUUCCUUUCAUUCUUGAAUCUCUCAGAUAAUAACCUGUCUGGGAGGAUACCGUCUGGUAAUCAGUUUCAAACAUUUUCUCCAGAAUCCUUUGAAGAUAACAAAGGGUUAUGUGGGGCACCUUUACUAGUAAACUGCAGCAAUACCAGCAACGCAACAGAUGCAGCAUCAAAUGUUGAGAGUGGGUUUGAUUGGCAAUCUAUAUACACUGGACUGGGGUUCGGAGUGGGAGCGGCAGUAAUGGUUAUCCUCUUAAUGAUGUGGGCAGAAGGAAGAAACUGGACGGACAACAGCAUUGAUAAAAUUCUUCUAGUGAUCCUUCCAAUGAUGGGAUACUCUUACAAACCUCGUCAUGAAUGGGAUAAUGACUGGGACGAAGAAUUUGAAGAAGAUAGCAAGUUUUUCACAGAAGGCUAUGAUCAAGAUGAGUUUGAAUCAGUAGACAAAGAAUUUCAGGGUCCGUUUUGUGUGUUUUGUUCAAAACUUGAUACGAGUAGGAAGAGUGCCAUCCACAACCCAAAUUGUACAUGCCAUUUCUCACCACCUAUGUCAUCUACUUCUUCCUCCUCGUCCUCGUUCUCUUCCUAGAUACUUUUCUUUCUUUUCCUACAAUUUUCAUUCUGAUU
Messenger RNA from Argentina anserina (silverweed cinquefoil), 3686 nucleotides. Its product is annotated as receptor like protein 22-like. NCBI's taxonomy places the organism in Eukaryota, Viridiplantae, Streptophyta, Magnoliopsida, Rosales, Rosaceae. Gene Ontology annotation, molecular function: protein binding. Bases 247 to 3648 code for a protein of 1133 amino acids. The record is from RefSeq and is a predicted model, not a curated record. The transcript has a single exon.